UAUACCUGCUGAAACAACGUAGCAAAUUUGUAAGAUGUGUCAUACGUAUGACCAGCAGUGUGACCUUUGUGUUACAGUGCCUCAGGACACUGACCUCAAUGUCGCCUGCAAACAAGGGGACCUACAGCGAGUCAGAGACAUCCUGGACCAGAGUCUGGAAGACAAGGACAAACAGGGGAAAGACGGCAUGACACCGGUGUUGUGGGCAGCAAGACGGGGACACAGGGAAAUCCUUGACCUGCUUGUGAAGUACGGAGCUGACCUGAAACUUGUGGAUAUUGUCAGUAACAACAUCCUUCACUGGGCGUGUCGUGGAGGGAAUGUUUCAAUGGUGAAACACAUCAUCUCAAUGAACGCGGUGAACAUCAACACUAGAGGGCGGGAUGGGAGAACCCCAUUGAUGUACGUUGCUCGUAACGGGGAAAAUAAAAUAUUUCAGUUACUUGUUAGUAAAGGGGGUCUUCCGUCAGAUGUAGACAAUGAUGGAAACGACAUCCUUGAACUCGCCUGUUGGGGUGGAAGUGUGAAGAUGGUGGAGUACAUCCUCAAACAUAAAGCAUUAGACAUCAAUGGUAGAGGACAGUCCGGGAGGACUCCAGCGUACAAAGGACAUGGAGAGGUACUUGACUUACUUGAGAGAAGCGGAGCUGAUCUAAAUGCAGCUGAUGAUGCUGGUGACAACGUUCUCCAUUCAGCCUGUCUGGGAGGACAUGUGGAUAUUGUGAGCCGUGUCCUCAAGCUGAACAAGGUGGACAUAAACAGUCGCGGUAAGAGCAGUAGGACACCACUGAUGAUGGCAGCAAGGAAUGGGGAUAAAGAAAUAUUUGACUUACUUAUUAAUAAAGGAGUUGAUACAAGACCAGAAGAUGAUGACAGUAACAACAUCCUUCAUCUUGCUUCUGAGGGAGGGAAUCUUGAUAUAGUGAAGUAUGUCCUCUCUCUGAAGAUUGUGGACAUCAACGCCAGGAACAAACAUCAGGAAACACCAACCAUGAUGGCGACAAGGGGUAGUGAGGUGUGCGACCUGCUUGUAUUCUAUGGUGGUCUCAGUGAGUAAGUGAAGGGUAGAUGGAGUGAGUUAUAACUGAACGUCACAUGGACAAUAUCCCAUGCAUAUUGGAACAAAAACGCUACAUGAUAAUAAUAAGUAUAUUAAGCUUAUAUAGAACGUCUGUCGUCGAAGGAAAAGAGUAAGGUUACCACAUAUUAUAUUUAAAACUAGUUUGAGACCCAUAUAUGUUAGAUUUGGGACUGCGCUUUCUCAGUAAAGUACAGAUUGGAACCCCCUCCCUCAUAGUAAGGAACCUAAUCGCACACACAGUGGGUGAUCUAACCCAGUCAGCCACUGUGGAGCCAUUGUGGAUUUUGCCCACUCUCUGAAAAAGGCAUUGGGUAUUCAUUGUCCAAGAUAAUUUUAAAUGAAUAUAUUAAUAUUCCAUAAACACAUCAAAUAAAUGGGACUAUAGUUCACCAGCAACCAAAAAUAGCCCAACAUAAUGGAACAUACGUACUAUAUUUCUGCUUUCUGCGCGGUUCCCAGUCAGAUUUACACCAUCCCUCUAGCCGCUGGUGAUUGUACACAAUUUCAGACAUAUGAGUUCCAAUAUCUAUUACACAAUGUCAAAAUUCAUCAAGUUCAUUAAUCCAACGAAUAAAUGAGAACUACCUUGGUUCAUAUGAUCCUAUAUGGAUGAAACCCUGAACUAGUUAUCCCUUGUGAUAGAUAAAUCAAUACAGUGAAGCAGGACGUACAUCAGCGUAAGACAUUCGUUCAUCACGUGGGAUACGGAACGGAGGAUCUUCAUCUUUCAAUAAAUAUUCAUCAGUAUAUGGUAAAUGACUAAUACGAGAUCGUUGUUGUUUAAAAGCCUUAAGACGGGAUGUCUGAAAAAAAAUGAAUAAUAUUCCAUCUGUU
Messenger RNA from Haliotis rubra (blacklip abalone), 1915 nucleotides. RefSeq names its product putative ankyrin repeat protein RF_0381. The transcript has a single exon. Bases 35 to 1057 code for a protein of 340 amino acids. Lineage: Eukaryota; Metazoa; Mollusca; Gastropoda; Lepetellida; Haliotidae. Gene Ontology annotation, cellular component: nucleus; cytoplasm. Gene Ontology annotation, molecular function: protein binding. The record is from RefSeq and is a predicted model, not a curated record.